AUAACUGAUCAUUUCCAGCCAUUAAUAAGGUAGUGGACUGUGUUUGAGAUGAAAGCCAAUGGUGUGUAGGAAAGAAACCCUCUCUCUCUCUCUCUCUCUAGGUCAAUUAUUGAGUCUCUCUAAGGGUUGACUCCUAGGAGAAUGUUUUUCUGUGAUCCACAUUGUUUGGUAGUCUUUGCAUUAUAGUGUCCUGUGUAGGUCCAAUGAAAGUUGACCAAACACAAAAAACAUAAUUGAUUCAUUCACAGAUCCUAUUUCUUCAUCAUUCUCAAAGGGACACUUAAUUAAUCCUGCUGAUCAUUCAUAAUCACCCAAAGUAUAUGUGUCUAGGUCCAUGUGACCUCGCACGUGCCAUGUCACUGAGCUCCACACGUGUCCAAAUGGGGGAAUGACAAAGUUACAAUAAUUGAUCAGGCAGUGUAUACUGGCUGCAUAAUUGUGCCAUACCAACAGACAUCGUGCACUGUUUGCUGGCCCUAGCCACUAGAGCAGCAUGUAACAUGAGCAUGUGUGAGAGAGAUGGUAGAGAGAGUGGGGAUUAAAUAAAGGCUAAAUAUAAUUCAUGUAAAAAAAGUUAGAAAGUUAAUUGUGAAUCUUAUAUCGCUCUCUUAUACAUCUUCUUAAAUGAAAGUCAACUCACGGGUUUGAAGUUUACAAAUGUCCGUCAUACACCGUGCUUGAAUCAAAUGUUAAUAUUAGGGUGUGAAGAUCCGAAUAACGCGACCACUUGAUCAACUAAGCUCUGAUACCAUGCCGUACACUGUUUGCUCCCAAUAAUUCGAGUUGUUGCGCAAAAGGUCAACUAUAUGCAUCUUAUAUGUCAAGAACGGAUCGAGAUAAUCGACCAUGCAAGAAAGAUAAAGAACACACGGUUUUUUACGUGGUUCACUGACACGCAAUGUGUGUCCGUUAGUCCACGGGGUAGGAGAUAGCCAGUUUCACUAUACUUGGGAAGAUUACAUAUUACAAAGAGAUUGAGAAGAAGUAUGUAUAGUACUUCUCCAACGAUCUAAUCCAACACCAAUAUGAUUAAAAAAAAAAAAGUUGCCGACCAUGCCCAGAACAGAAACUCAAAUGUGUAAAAGUCCAUACACACCAUAGACUCUCGUGACUUCCAAUUGAUAAUAAGUAAUCUAUUCAAAUCAUAUAAACAAUAUACCACUCUCUCUCACGGUUCCUGUUUAGUCAGAAGAGGUCAAGAAUGAAAACCAAAAAUGGUGAUGAUUGAUGAAGGUAUAGCCAGCACCAAGCACCAGAGACAAUCCAUAUGGGGUCCUGAUUUCUUUUCAUUCUUUCUUCCUCCAUAGAAAUCCCACCGCCAUGGCCACCCCCCACCAUCAAGAAUCCCUCCCCUUUUUUUCCCACUUUUGGAAAUGUAUGGGCGUGAUUAGCAUGGAAUUGCAUUGUCCAUAGCACUUUUGCUGAGAAACCCAUGAGAUAGUGAUGCAAAAUCUUCCUCAAAAUUUCUUUACCAUUUCAAGUAGUUUUCCAAGAUGAGGAUAAUAAUAUUUGAACUAUGAUUGUUUAAGUAUCCUAACAUCUCGAGUUUUGGGAUAAGUUAGUUUAUGACAUGGUAUUAGAAUAUGUUUGCUAUUGAGGUCAUGUGUUGAAGUUUUCACAAACACCAAUAUUUAAUCGUUGUACUUAAAGCACAUGGUGUUACAGGCCUGUGCAACUUUAAAGUUCAAACCCAUAAGUUGGCUUUCGUUUGAGGAGGCGUGUAAGAAAGUGCUUAAGUAUCAUACAUGGGUGAUGGAUCUCUCCCAACAAUUCGAGUUAUUGAGACCGGUUGGUUUAUGACAUUGAUAUCAGAACUGGUUUGUUUUUAAGGGCACGUGUUCAACUUCUCACGACCCCCAAUAUUCAUCGUUGUCGUAAAGCUAAAUAACUACUCUCGUGUAGUGGCAGAAAUGGAUCAAAUGGGCGCCAUGUCUAGCUACAAAUGUGAUAAAAAUGGGGCCAAAAGGAUUUGUUUCCCAAAUGAGUUUUUUUUUUUUUUUUUUUACUUUGACACAUUCACAAUAUUGAGAUAAACGAUAGCCAACUUCAUCAAAUCUUUCACCACAGAAAGAACAAAUUGGAAAGAUGGUCUCUCUCUCUCUCUCUCUCUCUAAUUUCUCCAUCAACUUUGGGGAUCGCCGACCCAACCACCUUCUGCCAAAUACACCCUGCCAAUUUCCAUGCCUCCACCUCCAGCUUCCUUUUCUGGUUUAUCGUCUAUUGGCAUGCAUCAGAGAAUCGAGUGUCGAUGGAAUAUAUAAAACAAUAGUAGUGCCUUUCAUGUUAUUAUUAUAUAUAUGGCCAUACUGUUCCCAAAUAUAUGUGGGAAUGGAAGUGACAGUAAGCUGGGAACUCAAUACUGUUUGCUCUGUUCAAUCCAUCAUUAUUGCCAACAGCUGGUGUGUCUUUGCAGGUAGUAGUAGUGCUCUUCUGAUCUGUGCAAAUCUUACGAUCAUAGAUCUGUACUAUGUUUCCCUUCACUUGGCUAUAAUAAGUUAGUUUUCUGUAGAAUUGCCAUAGUCAAUUCAUUGGGUAAUUUGACGUUGUGAUAUGACUCGUAUGGGCAUUGGAUCGGACCCAAAUGAUUCAUAUGAAAUUUUAGGAUUUUGGGUUUGGGUUGGAUUUGAAUUAGGUCGGAUUUGGACGGUCUUAUCUAAAAGGGUCUAUUUGGAUCCAGAUGAUUGUAACACAAAAAGACGUAUCGAUCGUUAUUUCAUUAACAACCUUCAAAACCUACACGUAUUGUUUGUUUUGUAAUUAAAAAAAAAACAAUGCAUUGUUUGUAUUAGGACCGGAUAUUCAUUUUCCUUUUUGUAUAUCCAAUAAUAUGGGUUCAAUUUAGACCCAAAUUACACAAAUAUGAUUUGAGUCGGAAUAAGUUGAGUUUGGACAAUACGCAAAUAUUGAGUCUUUUUUUGCCAUCCCUAAAUACUUUACCGAUAUUAACUCAUUACGUGGUUAAGUUGUCCACAAACUAAAGCCAGCCCAACCGGUUAAUUUCGAUAACUUUUUGAGUUGUUUAAACAUGCAUGAAUAUACUAUUUAUUUAGGUCUUUUUAUCAGGAGGUUCUUUCCCAUGGAAGUCGAAUUACAGAUUUGAAGUUUGCAUAUAUUCGACCUACCAUGCUUAAGGUGUCAUUCGCAAAACAUGUUACUAUUAAGUUCACUAACUUUCAGAGCACAUGUGUUUGUCUUCUUUCAUUCUGGUGUGAAGUUGUAUUACAUAUGGAUAGUAUUAAGCAUUUAAACGUGAGACUUUUUUUACCAAAACUCUAAUACCAUAUCAAAAAAUCAAUUCGUACUAUGAUUUGAUCACUAGCUCAUAUUCUUAUAAAGUUCUGAACUAGGACUACCAGGCAUAGUGAGACAUCAAUCCCUUUUCUCUUUAUCAGUGUUUUUCUUUGGAUCUUUGGCCAAACAUUUAGUACCAAAAUCACAUGAUAUGAUUAACAAUGCAACAAAAUAGUACAAAUACGGUGACAUUUCUAAACCCUACUUCAUAACCUCCAACAUUUACGUUCGAUUUAAGCAUAAAGUUUGAUCGACAUGUGCAAAUUAACUUCAAGUCUAGUUGCACUUCCGACGAAUAGGACAAAGAAAAAGUUACAAGUGAAAGCAAAAUUUCCCCUCACCAAAUCCCACUUUUUUGCAUGAACACAUAACAAGAAAUUAAUUGUUAAUUAAACGUGCUAGCUAGUUGAUAUGGAAGUACUGAUCUUUUCAUUUGUUUAUUAUUCUCUAAUCAUGGAUUACGGUCAGCAAGAGUCUGCGAGGCACUCUUAAAGCAGAGACUUAUUAAUUCGUUAUCUUUUGUGAAGGAGACUUAUUAAUUGAUUAAUUGAUCAUGUUUUAGUGGGGAUGGGUUCGACAAAUACGAGACAUACAUGAUUUGCUUGUUUCAACAUUAAUAGCAAAUGGACUUUCAAAAUGUGAUCAUGAUUCAUACAUGAUUGAAAGAGAUUAAGAGAAGUUGGUAAUAUGAUAAUUAUUAGUCUUAAUAUGGGUGUCGGUGAGGUUACGGUACAAAACUCAGCAUACAGGUUUGAUCGAAUGAAAAAUUAAUGGUCAAUUAUUAUGUUGUUUUUUAAAGGUUUUUUUUAUUGUUUUUAAAUCAAAUAUUUUACUGUUUUGAUUUUUGAUGUAUUAUUAUUAUAUUAUUUUAAUCUUUUUCUUUUUUGUAAAAAGAAGUAAAAACUAAAAACAAUAAAUUCUGGGCCAGCAGCUGCUACAUUGCUUCGGAUUGCGACAGGCCCAAAACGCAUUCCUCUAAGGCCCUGGCCCAGGCCCAAUAGAAAAACUAUACUGCUAAUUUUUCCUUUUUCUGUUUCUUUUUGCGAAGUCUAAUCCCUAGAACCAAAAUCUCCCAAAUCAUAGGUCUCAAUGAGGCCUUCAGGCUUGAAAUGAUUGCCCGCCAACCCUCUCUGAAAGCCAUACAAGUAAUAGCCGAGCAACGGUCAACCGCCGCGGUAAACCCUCAACCUCUCAACAAUGCACACCAACUGUUCGACAGAAGUCCCCGCCGAGGCCGAGCCAGGGCCGACGUCAACCGCUCCAUGGUCGAAUCCCUUCAGAGAAAGGCCCCAUCUCAAGCGCUUCAGGUCUUCAGGAGCCACUUUCAGCUGGGACACACGGGCACGAUCGAUGGCAUCACUGUCGCUCUCUCGCUUAAAGCUUGCAAUGGAGACCCAUUCCGGGGAUCUCAAAUCCACGGCAUCGCCUUCACCUCCGGGUUGUGGCCGUGCAUCACCGUGGCGAAUUCGUUGAUGAAUUUGUACUGUAAAGCUGGGGACUUUUCCAAGUCCCUGUGUAUUUUUGAGAGGCUGACUGACCCUGAUACUGUCUCGUGGAACACGGUGCUUUCCGGUUUCAGGAGGAGUGAAGAUGCUCUGAGUUUUGCUUGUAGAAUGAACUCUAAUGGGGUUGUCUUUGACCCUGUAACUUAUACCACCGCGCUUUCCUUCUGCUCGAGGAAUGAGGAGUUUCGUUUCGGAUUGCAGUUACAUUCGUCUAUAGUGAGGUCCGGGUUAGAUUGUGAAACUUUUGUUGGAAAUGCUCUCGUAUCUCUGUAUUGUAGAUGGGAACGGCUAUUGGAGGCCAGGAGAAUGUUCGAUGAGAUGCCGAGUAAAGAUCUGGUGUCAUGGAAUGCUAUCAUUUCAGGGUAUAGUCAGGGAGGGAUUCAAGGGUUGGAAGCAAUAUCUAUGUUCAUUGAAACUAUUAGGAGAGGGAUUGACCCUGAUCAUGUCUUACUUACUGGAACAGUUUCAGCUUGUGGUCACGAGAAGAACUUGGAACUGGGGAAGCAGAUUCAUGGGUUCAGCUUAAAAAGAGGAUAUGGGAAACAUGUCUCUGUCGGCAAUGUCCUGAUUUCGACAUAUUCCAAGUGUGAUCGUGUUGAAGAAGCCAAGUUGGUGUUUCGGCAUAUGAACGAGCGCAAUGUUGUUUCAUGGACUACAAUGAUUACUAUCAAUGAAGAAGCUGCGGUGUCACUCUUUGAUCAGAUGAGAUUAGACGGUGUCCCGCCUAAUCAUGUGACGUUUGUUGGUCUUCUCCAUGCUGUUACGGUUCGUGACUCGGUUGAACAAGGCAAGAAGAUUCAUGGGAUUUGUCUGAAAUCAGGUUUCUCGUUAGAGCCAAAUGUUUGUAACAGCCUCAUUACAAUGUAUGCCAAGUUCAAAUCCAUGGAUGAGUCGAAGAGAGCGUUCCAGGAGCUUGAUCAGAGGGAAAUCAUAACUUGGAACGCCCUAAUCUCGGGCUAUGCACAGAGCGGACUGAGUCAAGCAGCGAUUCAAACGUUCUUAUCAGCAGUCACAGAAGCGAAGCCAAACCAGUACACUUUCGGCAGUGUCCUGAGCGCAAUAGGCGCAGCUGAAGAUGUCUCUCUAAGGCACGGCACGAGGUGCCACUCUCAGAUAGUAAAACUCGGGUUCAACACCGACCCUGUCGUCUCUUCAGCUCUCCUCGACAUGUACGCUAAGCGAGGAAGCAUGUCCGAAUCCGAAAGAGUCUUCUCCGAGGCACCUCAGAGGACACAGGUCUCAUGGACGUCAAUGAUCUCGGCCUAUUCAAGACACGGAGACUACGAAUCAGUCAUGAACUGGUUCAGCCAAAUGCUGUCCGAACAGGUAGAACCCGACUCGAUCACAUUCCUCUCCGUCCUAACAGCCUGUGGGAGAAAGGGAAUGAUCGAUAAAGGUCGCGAACUGUUCGAUUCCAUGGUCCAAGACUACCGAAUCGAACCAUCACCCGAGCAUUACUCUUGUAUGGUGGACAUGCUGGGGCGAGCAGGGAGACUCGAGGAAGCGGAGGAGAUGGUGAACCAGAUCCCAGGUGGACCAGGUUUAUCAGUGCUCCAAAGCUUGCUCGGUUCUUGCAGGACGUAUGGCAAUGUGGAGUUGGGGGAAAAGGCAGCCGAGGGGUUGUUGGAGAUGGAGAGGAAGGAGUCAGGGACCUACGUCCUGAUGGCUAACUUGUAUGCAGAGAAGGGGCAGUGGGAGAAGGCGUCGAGGUUCAAGAGAGCAAUGAGGGAGGAAGGUGUCCUGAAGAAGAUAGGGUUCAGUUGGGUUGACGUUGAUCAUGCCGCAGAUGGUUCGUUGGCUUUGCACGGGUUCUCGUCGGGGGAUAUGACUCAUCCAAUGGCGGAGGAGAUUCAUGGGGUGGCGGGGUUUGUGGGGAUGGAGAUGAAGUUCCUGAGAGAGAGGGAGGUGGAAUGGUAUGAGUGUGGUGUGAUGUUGGAGUCUGUGGGUUGUAUUGGGUAACAUUAUUUUUGUAGUUCCAUUUUCAUGAGCUUCUGUAGACUGUACAGCAUUGCUUACUCAAUGGAGUCUGGGUUUCUGCCAAUUGAUGGAAUCUGCAGCUUAAAAAGCUUUCACAGAAUCAUUUGGUUGAGGGUUUACAGAGAAAAGGAGUAAGGGAAGCGGGAAGUGUAUUUGAUAGAGGGAAUGCAAAAAAGGGGGGUUUAGAGAGAAAAGGAAUAAGGGAAGCAAGAAGUGUAUUUGAUAGUAGGAGUGCAAAAAAUCGUGGUCGGCAGGAUUCGAACCUGCGCGAGCAAAGCCCACAUGAUUUCUAGUCAUGCCCGAUAACCACUCCGGCACGACCACUUAUUGUCUGCUUAAUGGCGCAUUCAAUUUAUAUAAACUUUAUGCGACGAU
Molecule: messenger RNA, 7148 nt
Organism: Linum trigynum
Lineage: Eukaryota; Viridiplantae; Streptophyta; Magnoliopsida; Malpighiales; Linaceae
Source: the annotation of a GenBank genome assembly